Messenger RNA from Caenorhabditis elegans, 879 nucleotides. It is a transcript of the gene F46A9.2, whose product is annotated as MATH (Meprin-associated Traf homology) domain containing. NCBI's taxonomy places the organism in Eukaryota, Metazoa, Nematoda, Chromadorea, Rhabditida, Rhabditidae. The transcript has 3 exons. The record is from RefSeq and is marked reviewed. The coding region runs from base 17 to 847 and encodes 276 amino acids.
AUUAUCCAAAAACGACAUGGAUAUCGCUCGACCCUCAUGCUAUGAGACAGUCCGAAAUGACGAUGAUAAGAAGUCAUCCGACGCUGAUAUUUACAAUACGUCAGUUAAAUUGGAAGACCCUUCUGCUCCUAGUCAUGAUGAGCAAUGGACAUACAAUUUCUUUAUUACACCGCUUAAUCUUAACAUCUCGCCAACGGAUUUCAAAAUUCCCAAUGACAAAUCGGUGAAGUAUACUGUGAAGUGUGAGGCAAAGAUAAAACAAGAUUUGAUAGUUCAAGUUCACUCACUUUUCUUCGAAAUUGUUGGUGCAAGAUGCAAGCGUGGAGUCACUUCUCAAGAAUUUCAUAUUCUUUCUGAAAAUGAGACAAUGACUUUUGAAGUUGGUAUGAAGGAUUUGAAUAACGUGUCAUACGAAAACUAUCAAGCUGCGAAUCUCUUGUCACCUGCCGGUUUUAUCACUUUCACACAUUUCAAAUCGCUUCGAAAGGAUGAUGCAUCAUGGGGUGUUAAGGAUCCGAAGAAACUGAUGAAAGUUGUCACAAAAGGUGAUGGUGGACGUUAUAACUUGGAGAAACUUCUUGUGGAAACCGAAACCGAUUCGAUUAAAAAGAUUUCAGAGGAUUUUGCAAUGAUCUUGCAGCAGGGAAUGGAUGAUAAACGUACAAAGGAACAGGAGAUGAAAAUGGGUAAUAUGGAAAUGUUUGCAACUGAAGAAUAUGUUGAAAAAUGGAAGAAAGAUAAGAAAGCGAUUGAAAUUGCUCAGAAGAAUCAAAGAGAGUGGAAUGAUAAAAAAUUGGAGAAACCAGGCAUGCAGAAGAAGAAGGAGAAGAAGUGCAAUAUUAUGUAAUACCUCUGUUUCCAAAUAAAUUCAUGUUUGAA